UUUUCGCCUAUCUUCCUGGAUUUUUCUCUUUCGCUAAAAAGAACCUUCAAGCUCUGUCUCUCUCAUCGCUAUAUAAUAUAAUAAAAUCAAUCACACACAAGACUCGUGAAAGGGGACGAUACGCGUUUUUUAUUUUGUACAGACUCAAAUUCAAUUCAAUUCAAUUUUAUUCAUAAGUUCUGGGUUUGAAAUUUGAACAAUUGACCGAGAUUUGGGAACGAUGGGUAUGGACUUGAGAGUUGUUCCGGCGGAGGAAUGGUUGAAUCGAGGGAUAGAUUCGAGUCACGACGGUGAACAUGACCUAGGCCUAAUGGUUACAGAUUUUCUGGAAACGGGAGGUGGUAGCGGUGGUGCUGGUUCCUGGUGCAGCAGCGACAGCGAUUCUGGAUUCCCAGAUCCUUCUUACCUUUCCGAUAAGAUUCAGGUACCACCACCAUCGCACCAUUUUGAUUUAUCCUAUUAGCUUAGAUUCAUCGGUGUUUUCCACUCGCGAUUAGAGAAUUUUAGAGAUUAUCAUGGAUUUGUUAGAAUGGUAGCGUUUGUGGUUUGUUGUAAUUUGAAGGAAGGCAUGUUUUAGUACAUAGGUUUCUAGGAAUGGUGAAGAACAUUUUGUUGAAUUAAGAGUAUGUGUUUGUAUCUGCAGUAUCUCAAGUACUCUAUGGCUCAACACGAAACCGAGGUUCUCUCGGUGGUUCGUACAUUGAUGCUUACUAUUAAGGAGAAAGAUCUACACUCUGUGAAAUCCGGUACAUGUAACGCUAGUUGCAUCAGGUUUUAUCUCGCUAAGCUUUUGAGACUUUCUGGAUAUGAUGCAGCUGUAUGUUCAGCUAGAUGGCAAGGUGGUGGCAAAGUUCCUGGUGGAGAUAAUGAGUAUAUAGAUAUCAUAUUGAGUGAUACUGAAGUUGGUCAAGAUGAUCGUUUGAUUGUUGAUAUUGAUUUCAGAAGUCAUUUUGAGAUCGCUAGAGCUGUGGAUUCUUACCAACGGAUAAUGGAAUCACUUCCUGUGGUUUAUGUAGGAACUGUUGCAAGAUUAAACCAGUUCCUUCAAGUAAUGGUUGAUGCAGCGAAAUUCUCCUUAAAGCAGAAUUCAAUGCCGUUACCUCCAUGGAGAUCUUUGAACUACCUGCGAUCCAAAUGGCAUUCACCUCACAAAAGGCAUCUCGGUCCUAUCGAUCAACAAGGUCCUGGAAUGUUCUCACCGGGAUUACAUGGACAGUGUGCUGAGAAUUUAAAGAGGCUUCAGUUUGCUCUCCAGGUUGAACAAGAGGCCGAGAGAUUCAUGAAGAAGAAGAGCGGUUUUAGCCGCAGGAACUAACCCGAGAUAAUGAGAAUUCAAGGGGCUCGUGCUCCUUAAAGAGAUUGUACAGAUGUUUUUUGGAGGCAUCAAGAGGCCAAAGAAUUUUGCUCUGUUGAGUCGUUUUCGAGUGUAAUAUUUUUGCGGCUGCGUCUUUUUUUCUUUUUAAUAUGGAUUCAUUUGGGGUUACAAUAACAGCCAAGGUUAGGCUUUAUACAAAGAAGAUAAUAUACGAAAGGUACCGCAAUUUUUGCCGCUGUUGUAUGAUUCGACAUUGGGAGAGAUUGUUCUAAUAAGCAUGUUUCUGUUUGGGGUUCUUUUCCCCGUGUUAUUGAGUGUUGUAAUAACAAUUUACCAGGAAAAUAUGAUUAACAAAUCACUGUUA
This is a messenger RNA of Arabidopsis thaliana (thale cress), 1679 nucleotides long. RefSeq names its product cruciferin (DUF506). Lineage: Eukaryota; Viridiplantae; Streptophyta; Magnoliopsida; Brassicales; Brassicaceae. Bases 626 to 1315 code for a protein of 229 amino acids. The transcript is spliced from 2 exons. The record is from RefSeq and is marked reviewed.